Molecule: messenger RNA, 732 nt
Organism: Balaenoptera ricei (Rice's whale)
Lineage: Eukaryota; Metazoa; Chordata; Mammalia; Artiodactyla; Balaenopteridae
Exons: 3
Coding region: 58-732 (224 amino acids)
Source: RefSeq, a predicted model, not a curated record
CAGGCCCUGAUGGGGCCAGGUCUCCUCCCUUAGCAAGAAGGGGUGAGGAGACAGGGCAUGGCAAUGGAAACGGAGCCAGUGACUGUGGACCUCACAGCCCACCCUCCAUCUCAGCAGCCCACAGCCCACACGCCCGUGCUGAGUGCCCAGGACCAGGUGAAGCAUACCCGGGCCCUGCCUCGUGGGAGCUCCUGGCCAGCAGCCUUGAUGAGUCGGUGCCUUCAUCAGCCUGUUUCAGAGAUCAGGAAGCUGAUACUCAUCAACCAGCCCAAGGUCACCCAGCUGGUCAGUGGCAGCCUGGACUCAAAGCCAGCCUUUCCCACUCCAGAUCAGGCGCUCUUUUCUGCUCAGUACCCUGCCUCCCUCCCCUGUCUCUCUACCAGUGGAAUUUCAAGCUUGCACUUCCUCGUUUCCAUGAUAACUGCCCCAAAGCUGGGUCUCCUCCAGGAUCCCAGUCCGGAGGAGGUAUCUAACCCUGAAAGAGGUCUGGCGGCUUGCAGGAGCCUAAGCCUACACCCUUCGGCCCUGGGACCCGGGAGUCGAGUUCCUCCAGAGGCCUCUGGCCGGGACUGCCUGGGGAUGGGGAUGAAUUUACAAAGAGAGCCCAGCGGGCGCCACGGGGCCCAUUCCCAUGCAAAGCACUCGGCCACUGCCAAGGUGCGGGCGCAGCGGGGGCGGCGCCUCCCUGGGGACCGGGGUUGCGAACUCGGCCACUUCAAAGCGUUCCGUUAG